Lagopus leucura (white-tailed ptarmigan) is the source of this 2963-nucleotide messenger RNA. RefSeq names its product coiled-coil domain containing 39 (gene CCDC39). Gene Ontology annotation, cellular component: axoneme. Gene Ontology annotation, biological process: inner dynein arm assembly; cilium-dependent cell motility; cilium movement. NCBI's taxonomy places the organism in Eukaryota, Metazoa, Chordata, Aves, Galliformes, Phasianidae. The transcript has 20 exons. The coding region runs from base 1 to 2853 and encodes 950 amino acids. The record is from RefSeq and is a predicted model, not a curated record.
AUGCAGAGCACCGGCGGCCGCUCCACCGCCUCGGUGCUGGCCGAGCUCCAGUGGGACGAUGGCUACGCCGUGCCCAUGGCCGACGCGGAGAACAGGGCGUUGGAGGACGACCUACAGAAGAUGGAGAGAGAAAAAACGAACCUGCAAAAUCAGCUGACUGACUUUGAAGAGCGUGUGGAAGCGAUGACAUCUCACUUGAAGAACGUGAGGCAGGAGUUCAGCUUCACCCAGUCUCUUUACAAAGCCAGAGAGAAUGAAAUUGAAACUGAACAACACUUUAAAGCCCUUGCUGAAAGAGAACAUGGACGUCUUAAAAGUGAGAUCAAACGUCUGGAAGAUGAGACCGUUUCCUUAAGAGAAAAGAAAAACAGUCAAGAAAACACUAUAAAUAAAACCACGAAGAAGUUGGAAAGCUUAAAACAACAGAUGAACUGCGAUGAGGAAGUUUUGGAGAGUUGGAUAAAGGAAUCAAAUCGCAAAGAUAAUGAUAUUAUCACAAUCCAGAAAUAUGCACAACAAGACGAAGGGAAACUAGGAGCACUAAUCCUUCAGGUAGAAAAGUUGACCAUGCAAGCAAAUCAGAAACGCAGAGCUCUUGAUAAUGAGCUUACAGAAACCAUAACUGCUCAGAUGGAGCUCGACAAGACAGCUGAAGAUUUUCGCAGAGUUCACCAUGAAAGGCAAGAAGUCAUCAGGCAGUGGGAGAACGCAAUACAGCAGAUGCAAAAAAGAGAUCAACAGAUCGAUCACUGUGCUUUGCUACUAGCAGAGUUAAAACAGGAGAUGCGAAAGAAAGAAAGUGUGCUGAAAGAGAAGGCUUCCUUUUUAGUGAAUGAAACUAUUAAUAAUAUGGAAUAUGAAAAACGAAUUUCUGUUGCUGAGCGAGAAGCAACCAGUCUCCGGAGAGAGUAUCAAACUCAGGAUGCUUACAGAGUUCAGCUGGAGAACGAGCUGGACAUUUUGAAAUCCACUGUGAACAGAACUGCUUCUCAUCUGGAGUCUUUAAGAAUACAGGUAACUAAUAUGAAGAAAGAAAUUGAGAAAAAAAAAGCCAGACUGAGCUAUCUUAAAGAAAGAAAUGCAGGUCUUUCCAACAAGUUGAAGCUUGUAACUGAGAAGACGCUCAGUUCAGAAGACAAUGCUUUGAGAAUGGAAGAAAUGCUAAAGGAAGAAGAGAAAACAUUCAAGGAAAAAGAAGCAGAACUGGACCACCUAAAAGAAGUAUUUUUCAAGAAAACUCAGGAGCUAAAGGUGCAGAUGGAUAAGGAGAAAUGUGUUCUGGCAGAAGUUGAGGGAAGUCGAGCAUCACUUAAAAAUCUUAACAGCCGUCUGCGCAGACUUGAUGCAGAUGCAUUAAAACAACAGGAAUUGAUAUAUAACCAGGAUUUUUAUAUUCAGCAAGUACAGAGACGUCUGUCACGGUUAGAAGGGGAGGUUAAUGCAGAUGAAAAACAAGUUUUGGAAGAAAAAGUUGCUGAACUUAAGAAAGCCUUGGAAGAAAAGAAAAGUGCAUAUGAUGUUUUAAAUGCACAGCACAAGAAACUUCAGAGUGAUGUCCAUUUCAUCAAAAGAGCAAUGGAUAAGACAGGAGAAGAAGCAAGUGGUCUGAUGAUCAAGAUAAACGAACUAAAUCUUUUCAAUGAGAAAUCAGAUCAAGAGUUAAAAAAAGCUAAAGCCAUUAAGCAGGAGAUGAUGAUUGAAGAUAAUCUCCUAAAACUGGAAUUGAAGCGUCUUCAAGAUACACUCUGUAAUAAGACAGAGAAGGUUUUAACACUGGAAAAGCAGAAGUUGGAGUUAAAGAAAGCCAUAGCAGAAAGGACUGAGGAAAUUAAGAUCCACAAGGCAAUGCUGGAUUCCCAGAUCAGACUCGUGGAUCAGGAACGGCAGCGCAUAAGUGCUGAAUUUCAAGAUCGCCUAAAUAAAAUUGAUAAACUGAGAUGCAGAUAUGAAAUUCUUACUGUUAUCAUGAUGCCACCUGAAGGAGAAGAGGAGAAAACUCAGGCCUACUAUGUAAUAAAGGCUGCACAGGAAAAGGAAGCACUUAAGCGUGAAGGUGAUGAUUUAGAUUCAAAGAUCAGUAAAGCUGAAAAUGAAAUUGUUGCUCUUGAAAACACCCUGCAAAUACUUAAUAACUGCAACAGCAAUUACCGAAACUCUUUCAAGGAAGUCACUGAGACAAGUGAGGAGUAUGAGGAAAAACUGAAACUAGAAGAAGAGAAAAGGGUUGCUGAUGAAAAAUACAGAUACAAACGAAGACAAGUCCGGGAACUUCAGGAAUAUCUGAAGAGCAUGGAAAAAAACUUGGAUUCACUACUGAAGCAGGAGGCCAUCUUUCAAGAGCAAAAUAAGGAAAAACAAACUGUUAUAUUGCAGCUGAACAAAGACAUAGAAGAACAGAAACCAAAGCUAGAAAGGGUUAUCAAACAGUGUUCCAGACUCUCCAGAGAGAUUCAGUCCCUAAGGAAAACUAAAACAGAAACACAGGAAGAGAAAGACAUUGAUCUCCGUGCUCUGAAGAACUUCAGCAAAACCAUCAACAAAUUGCUAGCCGAUGUUCUAAAUGCAAAUCCUGAUUUAACUACAUCCUUUCAGAAGUACUUUCACCAGUUCAAUCUAGAGCUGCCAACAGUUGUUUCUGUUGAAGGUAGUCAAAGUUCUCGAUCGCCAUCCACACAAAGCUCACUGUCUUCUAGCAGGUCCUCCAGAAGCACAAAUUCAGCCUCUAGUCAGACUUCGUUGCUCAAAGUCAUAGACUUGAACUUAUCUGUCAACAUUCCUGCAGAAGCAGCUGCUGCCAGUUCACCACCAUCCAGCAGAACUAGCAACUCUGACAGUUCAAAUCACUACUCUUAAAUAAUCUUUUGAAGGCCACGAUGAAGGCUUCUAAAUUGUUUAAGCUGAAACUUAAUUUAUGCAGGUCUGCUGGCAAUUAGACCACUAUAACUUUAAAAUAAAACUUAAAG